This is a messenger RNA of Osmerus eperlanus (European smelt), 1600 nucleotides long. It is a transcript of the gene ube2e1, whose product is annotated as ubiquitin-conjugating enzyme E2E 1. NCBI's taxonomy places the organism in Eukaryota, Metazoa, Chordata, Actinopteri, Osmeriformes, Osmeridae. Gene Ontology annotation, biological process: protein K48-linked ubiquitination. The transcript has 6 exons. Gene Ontology annotation, cellular component: nucleus. Bases 605 to 1201 code for a protein of 198 amino acids. The record is from RefSeq and is a predicted model, not a curated record. Gene Ontology annotation, molecular function: ubiquitin conjugating enzyme activity.
AAUUUUAUGAUACUUUGUGCAUCCAGUCGAUAUUCAGGUCAAUACUCUGUGCCUUUGGCCGUCGGUGAGGAAAUUAAGAAAUUGCUCCAUCCCAAGACUGGCUGGACCGAGAUCAGCUGCGUAUCUAGGGAUAUAAUUCAACUAAAAUCUAAUUGUUCCGGAUAUGGAUCUGAUACACAACUGUAUUUGACGUAUGAAUAUUAUUUAACUCCUGCCAGAAAAACAAAUCAUACGAUCAAAGUGAAAGUUUCUUUAGUGCUCAUGUUCGGUGGAAGUGAAGGGUUUCCCCUAACGAAUGCGACAUCGCCCUAUCGAUGAUCAUUUUCCGUUUUUGAGAUGGUUAGCUUAUUCAAUUAAUCGGUGGGAAAGUGGCACGUAUCCAUUAGGUCUUAAUUCACAAUAUUUGUGUAUACAUUUUACAACAAAAGCUGAGUAGGCAAUGCUUUGUUGCAGCCCUGCCCAGCUAAAUAACGCUUCAGUGCAAACAUUAGCGUGGGGUCAGUAAUCUGCCUUGAAGUCUUAUGAAAGAGCGAAUGCUUUUGUGAUAAGCAGAAUAAGUUAGAAUUGAAAUAUUUGUCCUCCUUGAUCAAGUAGCACAUAACCAAUGGACUUGAUCGGUAUGUCGGAUGAAGAUUCGCGUGCCAGCACCAGUUCUUCGUCUUCCUCAUCCUCUAUAACUAAUCUGCGAGAGAAAAGCACCCCUAGCAAGAAACGAGACAGCAAAGCCAGCAUGAGCAAGACUUCCAAACUCCUCUCCACCAGUGCUAAAAGAAUUCAGAAGGAGUUGGCUGAUAUUACUCUGGAUCCACCACCAAACUGCAGUGCGGGUCCAAAAGGAGAUAACAUCUAUGAGUGGAGGUCCACGAUCUUGGGCCCCCCAGGCUCCGUCUACGAGGGAGGGGUCUUCUUCCUGGACAUCGCCUUCACACCAGACUACCCCUUCAAGCCCCCCAAGGUGACGUUCCGUACGAGGAUCUACCACUGUAACAUCAACAGCCAGGGAGUCAUCUGUCUGGACAUCCUGAAGGACAACUGGAGCCCGGCCCUCACCAUCUCCAAGGUGCUGCUGUCCAUCUGCUCCCUCCUCACAGACUGCAACCCUGCGGACCCUCUGGUGGGAAGCAUUGCCACCCAGUACACAACAAACAGACCAGAACACGACCGAAUAGCCAAACAGUGGACCAAGCGCUACGCCACAUAAUCCCAGGAGAAUGCAAAAUAUCAUCACGGUAGAGCAUCAAAAAAAAAAACAAGCUGCCUCUUGGACGCCUCUGGGGAAGGGGGGGGGUCAGGAUGGGAGUGGGGUGGGGGGUGAGGGAAGGGUGGAGUGAUUCAUUUUUAUCUUGGAACUGAAGUCUUAUCUCUUGAUAUUUUUGUUGAUUGUGUUUAAGUUAUCUCUGCCCAUCUGUAAUCAAGAUUUGGCAAUAAUGUACCAUAUUGUGCGUUUUUUUUUGUAAAUGAAUUCAUUUUUAGCUUGUGCUUGGAAACAAAAUUGUUUAGUCUGACUGCUUGUUUAAGGUGUUGCAGCAUGAUUCCUUGACAGUUUCAAAUGUCAUGUCAAUGUGGAUUUUUCACUGAUAUUAAAGUUAGUUGAUGUAAA